Molecule: messenger RNA, 1266 nt
Organism: Microthlaspi erraticum
Lineage: Eukaryota; Viridiplantae; Streptophyta; Magnoliopsida; Brassicales; Brassicaceae
Source: the annotation of a GenBank genome assembly
AUGAGGUGCUUCUUAUUCCCUCACGGGGACAAGAAAGACGAACAGAGGAGCUCUAAACCGGUUUCUCCGACGUCUAACUUCUCUGACCGUAGAGGAAACAAAAGCGGUUCAGAUUUCAGUCCCAGGGAUGGCUCUGGAACGAGCACGGUCUCAUCAUCCACUGGUAGGAACACGAACCCGAGCAUGUCCGCUAGAGAAAACAACCUCAGAGAGUUCACCAUCGCUGAUCUCAAAUCCGCUACAAGAAACUUCAGCCGUUCCGUUAUGAUCGGGGAAGGCGGUUUCGGCUGUGUCUACUGGGGAACAAUCAAGAGCUUAGAAGAUCCCUCAAAGAAAAUCGAAGUCGCCGUCAAGCAGCUCGGCAAGAGAGGGUUACAGGGUCAUAAAGAAUGGGUGACGGAAGUGAACUUUCUCGGAGUAGUCGAGCAUUCAAACUUGGUGAAACUGUUGGGUCACUGUGCAGAAGACGACGAGCGUGGAAUCCAGAGGCUUUUGGUUUACGAAUACAUGCCAAACCAAAGCGUCGAGUUCCAUUUAUCGCCUCGCUCACCGACGGUGCUUACUUGGGACCUCAGGUUGAGAAUAGCGCAAGACGCAGCUUGCGGUUUAACAUACCUCCACGAAGAAAUGGACUUUCAAAUAAUAUUCAGAGAUUUCAAGUCCUCAAACAUUCUACUAGAUGAGGAUUGGAAAGCAAAGCUUUCGGAUUUCGGUUUGGCUCGGUUAGGUCCUUCACCAGGAUCAACUCAUGUUUCUACUGGUGUAGUAGGAACAAUGGGAUACGCAGCUCCAGAGUAUAUCCAGACGGGUCGUCUCACAUCGAAAAGCGAUGUGUGGGGCUAUGGAGUAUUCAUCUAUGAGCUGAUUACAGGAAGGAGGCCGUUAGACAGGAACAGGCCUAAAGGAGAGCAGAAGCUUCUUGAAUGGGUGAGACCUUACUUAACCGACACCAAGAAGUUCAGGCUCAUUGUAGACCCGAGGCUCGAAGGCAAGUACUUGAUCAAACCGAUCCAGAGACUAGCGGUUGUGGCCAAUCUUUGCCUUGCUAGGAACUCCAAGACACGUCCGAAGAUGAGUGAGGUGUUGGAGAUGGUGACAAAGAUUGUGGAGUCUUCUUCGCCUGGGAAUGGUGCCAAGAAGCUGCAGCUCGUUCCGCUGAGGAGUCUUUCUAGAGGCGAGGAAGGGAAGAACAAGAAGGUUGUUGAUGGUGACGAAGGAAGUUGGUUAGAAAAGUUGUGGAACCCAAAGAAUGUGAGAGCUUGUUGA